CAAAUCGGUCUAAAUCUAUGUUAGUGAGCACUUUGCUGAGAUAGUCCAUCCACCUCACAGCUACGGCAUGUUAACAUGCAGAUUAGACGGCAUAAUUGUUGCAUAGGCUGCCCACUAUAAAAUGUGCAGUUUUACUGUGUUCGGUUCAUGAAAAUGGGAGCAGAAACAAGAGUGCUGUUUUAAUAUUUUUGUUCAGUAUAUGCUGAUGUAUCAGUGGGCCAUUUCUUCGUUUGGCUUCAGUUAAGGCAAUAUUUCCAUUAUAAUCCUCUAAUUUCCACCAGACCCCAGCAAAUAUUGUUAAGUAAAAUAAAGUAGUUAUAAUUUAAUUGUGGUACAGUUUUACUAUAGUUAUUUCUGCUUUCAAAUUGCAAUUCGUUUAAUAUUAUGUAUGGGCAGUUAUACACACACGGCUCACCUCAAACGAGGAAGAGCGGAACCAAGAAAGAUGUUUAUAGUUCUGAGUCGGCGUGUAAACAGUGAUGCGCAUGAUGACAAUGGUGUUGGUUGUUGUUUUUUAAAUCGUGAGUAGGACAAUUUUCGACUAAGAUACAGAUGUGACAUUAAGUCUCACAUAUUUAUCGAGGCUAUGAAACUGUACCGAUCACUCUGCGAUGUCGCCAAAUUUCGAAGCACGUUCGACUUUGGAGGACGGGAAGUGGCUCACUGGUUCCCUGGACACAUGGCGAAAGUGAGCUGGUUUGUUUGUGACUGCGGGCAGGGCUGAAGCAGAUGAGAGCCAGUCUGAAGAGUGUGGACUGCAUCAUAGAAAUACACGACGCGAGAAUCCCCUUCUCUGGCAGAAACCCUGUGUUUCAGGAGACCCUGGACGUUAAACCACAUCUGCUCGUUCUUAACAAGAUGGACCUGGCUGAUCUGUCAAACAAACAGAGGAUCUUGAAGGAGCUUGAUAGAAAUGGAGUGAACAAUGUUCUGUUCACUAACUGUCUGAAGCAGCGGGACGAAAAUGUCACCAAGUUGGUGCCGACUGUGUUGGAGAUGAUGGCAAACUCGCAACGCUUUAACAGAGAAGAGAAUCAUAAUUAUUGCCUGAUGGUGAUUGGAGUGCCCAAUGUGGGAAAAUCGUCACUUAUCAACUCACUAAGAAGGACAAAUUUGAAAAAAGGCCGUGCGUCUCGAGUAGGUGGCGAGCCUGGCAUAACUCGAUCUGUCCUCACUAGGAUUCAGGUUUGUGAACGGCCCAUUAUGUACCUGUUGGACACACCAGGAGUCUUGCCUCCGAAGAUAGAGAGUGUUGAAACGGGUAUGAAGCUGGCGUUAUGUGGAACUAUCCUGGACCAUUUAGUGGGUGAGGAUAUCAUCGCUGACUACUUGCUCUAUUCUCUGAACCGGCUUGAGAAGUUCAGUUACGUGGAAAAAUACAACCUGCCAGAGCCUACCAACAACAUCCAACAUGUCCUGAAACGCAUCGCUGUGAAGCUCAGGAAGACUCAGCGUGUUAAAGCCAUCACUGGUGUUGGGAAUGUUACCAUCACUGUUCCCAACUACCCUGCAGCAGCGUACGAUUUCAUCCGAGCCUUUAGGAAAGGAGAGCUAGGACAAGUGAUUCUGGACUAAAGGACACAUUUUAAUGGAUGCACCUGUACAUUUAUACAUUGUACAUAAAAAAAAUAACAAAAAAUGUUUUGUUUUUUUUAAAGAUUUGAAUGUGUCUUGCUUUUAGAAUGAAAAAGGCAGAAGUCUUAAGAGUUGUUUUAAACUUGUUUAUUUGCAUUGAAACAGAUAACAAAGGUAUUGCUGUAUGUACAGUACACAAGUGCUGUAUAGAUAAGGAACAGUCUUCUGCUCCUAACAAGAGGAAGAAGCUUUGAGGAUACAUCACAACCUACUUGAGCAGCACCAUAUCUUU
Messenger RNA from Phyllopteryx taeniolatus (common seadragon), 1867 nucleotides. RefSeq names its product mitochondrial ribosome-associated GTPase 1 (gene mtg1). Lineage: Eukaryota; Metazoa; Chordata; Actinopteri; Syngnathiformes; Syngnathidae. Gene Ontology annotation, molecular function: GTP binding; GTPase activity. The transcript is spliced from 11 exons. Gene Ontology annotation, cellular component: mitochondrion. Bases 730 to 1575 code for a protein of 281 amino acids. The record is from RefSeq and is a predicted model, not a curated record.